Boleophthalmus pectinirostris (great blue-spotted mudskipper) is the source of this 2200-nucleotide messenger RNA. RefSeq names its product choline transporter-like protein 5-A. Gene Ontology annotation, molecular function: transmembrane transporter activity. Gene Ontology annotation, cellular component: membrane. Lineage: Eukaryota; Metazoa; Chordata; Actinopteri; Gobiiformes; Gobiidae. The record is from RefSeq and is a predicted model, not a curated record. Gene Ontology annotation, biological process: transmembrane transport.
UGAGGAGACACACCGCGGCUCCAUGGCUCCACACCGGUACUCCCCGUCCUCCGCAGCCGCAGUCCAGAGCGAGAGCAGCGGCGCCACGAGCAACUGCUACGGAGAGCCACAUGCAUUUGACCCGUCUUUCAAAGGACCCGUCCGCUCAAGGAGCUGCACAGACCUUCUGUGUUGUGUGCUCUUCGUCUUGGUGCUCUUCUCCUACAGCGUCCUGGGGCUCGUGGCCUGGCUCCACGGAGACCCCAGGAAGGUGAUCCACCCCACUGACAGCAGGGGCCAGUUCUGUGGGCAGCCGGGGACCCCCAACGAAGAUAAGCCGCUCCUGUUUUAUUUUAACCUCCUGAAAUGUGCCAACCCAGCCGUCCUCCUCCACCUGCAGUGCCCCACCACACAGAUGUGUGUGUCCCGGUGCCCGCACAGGUUCCUCACGUACUCGGAGGUGCAGCAGCAGCAGAGUCUGGGCCUGGGCCGGAGCUCCUGGGAGGACUACAGGAUCUUCUGUCGAGCGAACUUCAACAGCCCCCUCAAGCCCGUGUCUCAGGUGCUGCGGGACGAGGAUUGUCCCUCGGUGCUGGUGCCCAGUCGUCCAGUUCUGCGGAGGUGUCUGCCUGACCUCUCCUCUCACAAUGGCUCUGUGACUGUGGCCAACAGGACUCAGUUUGUGGACGCGCUGGAGAACGCUCGGAGCGUCUCAGAGCUACAGGAGGCCGCCAGGGGGAUCACAGGUCUGCUGGACACCAGGGAGAUGGGACUCAAGAUCAUGGAGGACUACGCCAAGUCCUGGUUCUGGAUCCUCAUGGGGCUCCUGAUGGCUCUGGUGGUCAGCCUGGUCUUCAUCCUGGUCCUGAGGUUCACAGCAGGUCUUUUGCUCUGGGUCACCAUCCUGGCCUUCAUCCUGCUGCUGGCCUACGGGAUGUGGGUGUGUGUUCUGGAGUUGUCCCGUCUGAGGAGCAGACCCGGCUCUGAGGUGACCAUCACUGAACUGGGCCUCCACACUGACCUGCAGCUGUACCUUCAGCUGCAGCAGACCUGGAUCCUCCUCUUGCUGUGUCUAGGCUCUGCUGAAGUGUCUGUUGUGCUGGUGCUGCUCUUCAUGAGGAGGAGGGUGCUCAUCGCCAUGGCCCUGCUCAAAGAGGCCAGCAGGGCCAUCGGGCAGAUCACCUCCACACUCUUCUACCCUGUGGUCACCUUUGUCCUGCUCACCUCCUGUGUGUCCUACUGGGCCCUCACUGCUGUACACUUGUCUUCUUCAGGGAAGGCCGUGUACAAAGUCAUGGCUCCGGACGAGAACUGUCCUCACGCCAACAGCACCUGCAACCCCGAGACCUUUAGCCGCUCGUUCGUGCACAGCGCCCCCUCCUGUGCUGGAGCUCAGUGCCUUUUUGCCUUUUACGGAGGAGAGACGCCGUUCCACAGACACCUGCCCCUGCUGCAAAUGGCCAACCUGCUGGUGUUCCUCUGGCUGCUCAACUUCAGCCUGGCCCUGGAGCAGUGCACCUUAGCAGGGGCCUUCGCCUCGUAUUACUGGGCCCGGAGGAAACCCCAGGACCUGCCCCCCUGUCCGGUCUACUCGUCCUUCAGCCGAGCGCUCAGGUACCACAGCGGCUCUCUGGCCUUUGGCUCUUUGGUCCUGUCUCUGGUGCAGCUGGUGCGCAUCCUGCUGGAGUAUCUGGAGACCAAACUCAGAGGACUGAACAACCCUGUGUCGCGCUUCGUCCUCUGCUGUCUGAGCUGCUGCUUCUGGUGCCUGGACAGAUUCCUGCGCUACCUGAAUCAUAACGCAUACAUCAUGGUGGCGCUGUAUGGGAAGAACUUCUGUACAUCUGCGCGUGAUGCCUUCUUCCUCCUGAUGAGGAACAUGGUCAGGGUGGCAGUGGUCGACCGCCUCACAGACGUCCUGCUGUUCUUGGGCAAAGUGCUGAUCGCUGCAGCAGUCGGGGCCGUCGCAUUCUGCUUCUUCACCAAAAAACUCCCCGUGCUCCAGGAAGAGGUCCCACAGCUCAACUACUACUGGGUCCCCCUGCUGACGGUGAUGCUGGGGGCGUAUCUCAUCGCUCACGGUUUCUUCAGUGUGUACGCCAUGUGUGUGGACACACUGUUUCUCUGCUUCUGUGAUGACCUGGAGAGGAACGACGGGAGCCUGGAGAGGCCAUACUUCAUGUCUCCAGAGCUUCACAGGAUUCUGGGAAAACCUCAAUGA